Hibiscus syriacus is the source of this 474-nucleotide messenger RNA. Its product is annotated as 30S ribosomal protein S5-like. Gene Ontology annotation, molecular function: structural constituent of ribosome; RNA binding. Gene Ontology annotation, cellular component: ribosome. The record is from RefSeq and is a predicted model, not a curated record. The coding region runs from base 1 to 474 and encodes 157 amino acids. The transcript is spliced from 7 exons. Lineage: Eukaryota; Viridiplantae; Streptophyta; Magnoliopsida; Malvales; Malvaceae. Gene Ontology annotation, biological process: translation.
AUGGUCCCCUACGGUUUUGAUUUGAGGUUGAUAGAUAUAAAUCGAACUUGUAAAGUAACAAAGGGAGGUCAAGUGGUCAAGUACACCGUUUUGAUGGUGUGUGGAAACGAUCAUGGUGUUGUUGGAUAUGCAAAAGCCAAAGCUGACGCAGUCCCUAUUGCAGUCCAAAGGGCACAUGAGAAAUGCUUUCAGAAUCUUUACUAUAUUGAACGACACGAAGAGCACACUAUAGCCCAUGCAAUUCAAGAAUCAUAUAAGAAGACUAAGGUCUAUCUCUGGCCUGCACCAACUGCAUCGGGUAUGAGAGCUGGAAGAACUGUUGAAAACAUUUUGCUUUUAGCUGGCUUUAACAAUAUCAAAUCAAAGGUAUUGGCUCAAGGAAUCCUCACAACACUGUCAAGGCUGUUUUUAAAGCCCUCAAUGCAGUUAAACACCAAAAGACAUGCAGGAGAAGUUUGGGAGAGCGGUUGUUGA